AAUUCAUGAUCGCCAUAUCGUGCACUCGUCUCGCUUUGUUAUUUACGAUAUUUAACAAAGUGGAGCCUCUUAAUCGCCCUGAAAUAAUCGAACACAUCGAGAUUAGUGUUUUGUACAUGUCUGACACCGUUAUUUGGUGCUAAAUACGAGGAAUAACCGGAAUUAACGACUCCAGCAGAAUCAAAUCCUGAGAAUGGAGCAGAAAGAGCCCAAAGGGCGUGCUGGAAAAUUAAAAAAAUUGAAAAAACCCAAGCCUAAGCCCUCGGUAGAACCUGGGGAAUCAGAAAUAGAGGACCACCCUGAGAAUUUGGAGGAGGAGUUCGAGGUGACGGACAAAGGGAAUGAAACAACGGGUAAAAAAGGGCGACUGGUUCGCUCGCCGAAGCAAGAGCCAACACGAUUGGAGGACAGUCCUGGCCAAGUUCUCCAUCGCUUCAAGCGUGGCUGCGAGUGCCAAGACGACCAGUGCUUCAAAGGACUGAAUCCAGAGGCAGUUUAUCGCCACCGUCUGAACAUUGCCGAGCUGACAAAAGCCGAGCACGAUAUGUAUCUGAUGGGAGUGACAAUGGCUUGUCUAACAGAUCCCCACCAAACAGCUCGACACACAGAGAGACGCCGACUUCGUGCACAAUACGUUUAUCAGGGUCGCCGUGUCUGCCUCGAUGCAUUCCUCUACUUGGAGAACGUAACACACUAUCAGAUCAAACGAAUAAGAAAACACUUAAUUACCCAUGGAGUCACCCCUCGAGUCCAUGGGAAUCACGGAAAAAUUCCACACAAUACUUUUUCCCUCGACAUCUACAAAAUAGCCACUGAGUUCUUGAAGAAUUUCCUCAAGCAGCAGGAAGCCAAGCAGAAGACUAAAGCCGUUAAGAAUGCACCCCUUCAUCUUCCACCUGAGAUAUCUAGAAAAACAGUUCACGAUUUGUACAAAGACUAUUGCAAGAAACUAUCGCCUUCCAUCAAGUUCAUGGGGUACUCGACCUUUCGGAGGUUCAUGAAAGUACAAUUUCCCCAGGUGAAAUUCGCUAAAUUGGAGUUUGUUGUUAGAACGCCUGGUGCUGUCAGCCAGGGGAAAGUCGAGGAGAUUGAGGAGAGGAGUGAGCCAGUGCAAUUUGUCACUGAGGGAACAGAAAUGCUACCAAUUGUUAUCGCCUCAGGUGACGUUCAGCAAAGCAGUAAUGCUUAUUUUAUAACACCAGUUAGCAAAUUCCAGGAAGGACUCAGUUAUCAGUUGACGAGUGGGUUAAUUGUUAAUAGGUCGGGCCUGCCGGUCACUGUGACUAAUAUCAGUACUAUUUGAAUCAAUGGAGAAUGGAGUAUAUUUUCGAGCGAUUAAAUGUUGAAUGAGCUCUUUUAUUAUGCUCACAGUAGAAAAAUUAUGAGGAAAAUUUAGAAUUUUUAGCAAAGUUGUCAUAAAUAUAUUGAUAGCUUACGAACAGAAAAGACUUUUCCGCAAUUUUUUAAUUCGAUAUAAAGGAGAAAGCAAUUACGUAUAGAGCUAACCGUUGAAACUUCACUUUUACUCGAAUAAAAAAUGUUGGGACUUAACUUUUCCUGUUAUUAAGCUGUUGAGAUCAUAAAAAAGAUUAUAAAUCAAUCUGAACGGCAAAUUGUGCUGCAUCAGGACAUUGAUGCCGGCGGUUGGGGUAAUAAUUCACUUAAGAUAUCAUGUCUUUUCAAAUCGGUGAAACCUUCAAUACCGAAUAAUGUACAGUAGAAUAUUGUGUAUCGCAUUAAAAACCUUGAUUAAGACUUACUAUUUACCAUUACGUAUUCUAGUAAGUGUAGAAAAUUAAGAGGUGAGACUGCAAGUACCACGAUGAGAAGGAGAAACUCCUCUUCGUGCUGUUACAGCCAAAUGAAACAAUUGUGAUAAAUGACCAGUAAUCAUCCAUCAGCGCAUAACAAUUGUCAUUAGUGUCGUUCAUGGGGGCUAUUCUUACCACCAUACUCGGUGCACGUCUGAAUAUUCAGCGACUGGAGAAAAGUUGAGAUUAAACGGUACACAUACAGUUACCCACACACUCGCCAACAAUCCAUAAUGAGAAAAGGUCAGGCACCUCAGGGCAACAUCAUCCUGCACUUGGUUGGCUACCAGACAUGCAGUUUAGAUGGUGAAUUCAUCCCAGGGUCUCUCAUCUUUUCUCCGAUUGUGCGGAUUUCCUCGAAUUUCCUUGAGUCUCCAAAGAAAUUCGAGUAAUCAAAGAGAACAAUUCACAGCGAACCGAUAAAGAGUAACAAUUUCAUUGGGCUGAGGGGUAAGAGGUCCUACAAAAAAGUCUUCAAGUGUUUUCACUUUGAAUCGACAGUUUCCGAUAUAAAUCGCUCAUUAACAAGAAUGAGCUGAAUUCUCUGGUCUGUUUAAUGAUUGCGAAUAAUUAUAGAUUGUUUGUUGGAAUAAUUGUAAAUAUCAGAGGUGUGUAAUGUCCUGGAUGCUUUAGUCAGAAUAAAAUGUUAAUAAUUGCCAUUUUCA
Fopius arisanus is the source of this 2476-nucleotide messenger RNA. RefSeq lists its product as uncharacterized. The transcript has 3 exons. Bases 194 to 1303 code for a protein of 369 amino acids. NCBI's taxonomy places the organism in Eukaryota, Metazoa, Arthropoda, Insecta, Hymenoptera, Braconidae. The record is from RefSeq and is a predicted model, not a curated record.